ACUUAAUCAUCACAAUUUGUCUGCACAAGAUCGAUGAUAAUGUCAUAUUUUCUUGUGUGGUGGCACAAAUAUUCAAAUUGUGACAAUUAUUCCUUGGCAGACAGCCCGUUUGUAAUAAACAUAAUAACUUGUCCACGUGUGGAAAUUAAAUGAUUACUGACCUCCAUUUUAUUAUGUGUGCUGGAGCAAGAGAAGUGCGGUUUAAAUUCUGUAAUUGCAAAAUUUGGAGCUUGACGUGUAAUGGGAAAAUAAAAUGGUUUUCCUGUGAAUAAGUGGAUAGUAAAUGAUGUGAAUAAAAAGGUGGUUUACUUCGACCAAUCAAUGAUUUGAGUUGUGAUGAAAAUUAUUUCUACGAGAAAACAACUGUAAAUUCGAAUCCCUAGGCAUUUGCUGGAAAGGCUGGUAGCCGAUAAAGGUUUCACCUGUUAACCAGAGAAUGUGAAGACUCAAUUCGAACGGGAGAGUGAUGUGUGAUAGUUCCACUUAUACUAAUGGAUCGAAAGGGACCAAGAAAAAGGAAGGCCCAUCCUAAGGAAAGUGCUAACUUUUUGUCGAAAAUUACUUUUUUUUACACAAAAGGAAUAUUUUGGAGAACAUAUAAAGAAGGAACAAUAGAAGAAGAGAACUUGUACGAUGUUUUGAAAAAUAGUCAGUCAGAACUACUGGGCAAUGAAUUAGAAAAAUAUUUUGAAAAUGACCUGAAGAGACAUACUUCUAUAUCGCUCUACAGAAUUUUGUGGUCUUGUUAUGGAUAUGAGUAUUUGAUGCUAGGCUUGAUCCAGCUUAUAAUUAGAACAUUGGUUAUAGUAUCGAUACCAAUGACUCUCUCAAAAGUUGUUCUCUACUUCCAACCUGGCCAGAAGGAAAUCACCAAAAAGGACGCUCUGAUACUAGCAACUCUUUUAGUCUCACUGAACUUUUUCAGCAUAACGUAUCUACAUAACUAUUUACUUUACCUCGUUGAGAUGGGAAUCAGAGUGAGAACUGCUUUUUGCUCGGUAAUUUAUCGGAAGUGCUUGAAAAUGACGUCGACUGCCUUGUCCAAAAUAACUGUAGGAAAAAUUGUAACACUGAUGACAAAAGACGUUACUGCUAUAGAACUUGCCAUCUUUUAUGGAAACGAUGCAUGGAUUGGAUUCGUACAGGCUAUAAUUGUAUGUUAUUUGAUUUACUACAGAAUGGGACUAGCAGCCUUUGUUGGAAUAGGAUUUUUUAUCGUCGUCAUGCUCAUACAGAUUUACGUGGGCAAUAUAACAAAAAAACUGCGGAUGCAGUCAUCUAAGAAGACCGACGAAAGACUUCAAACGACUCAAGAAACAUUAUCAGCAAUCAAAUUUAUCAAAAUGAAUGUGUGGGAGCGAUUUUUCGAAAAGAAAAUUUCGUAUGCGAGAAAGAUGGAAAUGAAAGUGAUUCUGAAGACAUACCUCACUAAAGUUACGUUAUUAUUGCUUGGAACCCUAACAUCCAAGGUAGCCUUCUACUUACUACUUAUGACAUACCUAUGGUUUGGACAUACUGUUACAGCAGAAUUGAUAUAUUACAUUAGCACGCUGUUCCUACGGAUAAGGCAUGCGCUCAAUGUAGCUAUUCCCACAGGUGUAACAACCAUAGCAGAAUUACGAACUGCUAUUGAUCGUAUUGAAGAUCUGAUGAGCGCAACGGUUUUGUCCACAGUAGAAAACCAAGAACUGCUCCAAACGAAACCAAGAAUCAUGCUGAAGAAUGUAACAGUUAGCAUCGAUAACACCAAAUUACUAGAAAAUGUAUCAUUCACUGUGACUACCGGACUAACAUUUCUCGGCGGGCCAACUGCUUCAGGGAAAAGUAUUCUUUUGAAAACCAUUCUCAGAGAGUAUGACCUUGAAACUGGGAGCAACGAUACCAGUGGAUCAAUUUCGUAUUCAUCGCAAGAACCGUGGAUUUUUCCGUCGAGUCUGAGACAGAAUAUAAUUUUUGGGCAGCAGUUCAUCCAAUCUAGAUAUGACGAGGUGUUGAACAUCUGCGAUCUCCAGCUGGAUAUUCAAAGUUUUGCGGAAGGAGAUAAUGUCAUAAUUGGAGACAAAGGAACCAAUGUGAGCAAAGGACAAAAAUCAAGAAUUAGUUUAGCAAGAGCCGUCUACAAAGAAGCUGACAUAUAUCUUUUAGACGACUGCCUGACAUCACUAGACGUUCAAGUACGAAAGACUGUUUUCAAAAAAUGCAUAAGAGAGUUUUUAGGAAACAAAAUAGUUAUUUUUGUAACUCAGCACCUCGAGAGUGUGUUGCCGGGCGAUAAUUUGAUUAUAAUGCAGAACGGGGAAGUUAGUUUACAAAAAAUAACUCACCGAGAGAAUGAUAAUAAUGCCAAAAGUGAUAUUUUGAACAACAGUGAACUAGCAGUUGUCGUGGAGAUGAAUAAUAACAAUAUCAGUGAAACUGACGAUGAAUUCAGUUCAGAAGCUACAAAAUUAUUGGAUUAUAACCAGAAAUCAGCAACUAAAAAUGUCUAUCAGGAAGCGAAACAUUCUGGCAAAGUACCGUGGGAUGUUUAUGCUGAAUACAUCAACUAUGGAGGUGGAUACUGCGUAAUGAUUCUGAUUUUGAUACUUUUCGUUGGUACACAGUUUGCCAAAAGUUACACAGAAAAGAUACUCAGUAACUGGAUUGACGACGUGCAUGAAACGCAACUGGUGGCUGAGAACUCUAACGAAACCAUUAUCAAUGAACCACCGCCUUCUAUCACAGUUCUAUACUCCUCACUCACCACAGCAACAGUCAUUUUAUGUUUGGUCACGUCAUUUUCGUUCUUCAAUUUUACCAAAAAAUCUUCCGUUGGACUCCACAAGUCAAUGGUUAAUGGAAUCGUACACGCGGCAAUGCAGUUUUUCGACAGCAACUUCAUCGGGAAUAUUUUGAAUAGAUUUUCAAAUGAUUUGAGAAUCAUCGAUGAAUUGUUUCCUGUUAUCGUGUUCGAGUUCUUCGAGAUUUUGUUUGGGAUUUGUGGAACAGUAUUUUUGAUAGCAACAGUCAACACAAUUAUUAUGAUUCCAACUCUGAUUAUAUGUGCAUGUUUGUUUUUAUUGAGAAAAUUGUAUAUACCCACAGGAAGAAACCUACAAAGACUAGAGACAGCAACUAAAGGUCCUGUCGUAGGCUACUUGAAUGCUACUCUAGAAGGAUUGCCAACAAUCAGAGCAUUCAAAACUGAAUAUCUGCUUACCAAAGAAUUUGAUAACCAUCAGGAUUUAUAUACUUCUGCAAACUUUACUUCAAAAAGUUGCCAGAGAGCUUUUGGAUUCGCGUUGGAUGUAUGUUGUACACUGUUCAUAGCAUUCAUAAUCGGAAUAUGUUUAAUAUUUGAUAAAGAUACAUCUGUGGGAAACGUCGGUCUAGCUAUAACUCAAGCCUUCACUCUUAGUAGCGUGGUUCAGUAUGGAAUAAGACAGUGGGCAGAGAUUGAAAGUAAAAUCACUUCAGUCGAGAGAGUAUUGGAAUACACUGAAGCCCCACUAGAAUACCAGAAGAAAAUAUCCAAAACUUCUUGGCCACUUGACGCCACCAUAGUAUAUGAAAACGUCAGCUUUGGAUACGAAAAGAAUGGACUGAACGUUCUAAGAAAUAUGAGCUUCACCAUAAAGAACAAGGAGAAAAUUGGAAUUGUUGGCCGAACAGGUGCUGGUAAAACGUCGAUAAUGUCAACACUGUUCCGUUUGUAUGAAUAUGAAGGAAAAAUCACUAUUGGUGGUAUGGACAUAAAAGAUCUAUCACUUGACAUUCUUCGAUCGAAUAUCGCUAUAAUCCCACAGGAUCCAGUAUUAUUCUCUGGUACGAUAAGAAGUAAUAUAGAUCCUUUUGACAAAUAUGAAGACGAAGUUAUUUGGAAAGCUGUUGACAAAGUGGGGUUGAAACCGUUAUUCUCUUCUUUAUCUGCUCGCAUCUCAGGAGGUGGGUCCAAUUUCAGCUCAGGCCAAAAACAGUUGAUAUGCCUUGCUAGAGCCCUUGUGAGUGGGAACAGAAUUUUGGUGUUGGACGAAGCUACAGCUGAUAUGGACCAGGAAACAGAUCAACUCAUAAACAAAGCUGUUUUUGACAGUUUCUCUGGAUGUACUUUGAUAAUAAUUGCUCAUAGACUUCAUUCAAUUAUGUUUUGUGACAGAGUGAUGGUUAUCGAAACCGGACAGGUACAAGAAUUUGAUAAACCCGAUAUUUUAGCACAGGUGCAAGGUGGUAUAUUUCACGGUAUGUUGAAGGAAGCAGGAUUAUUGAAGUAGAUUGGAUGGACUAGAAUGUGUAAUUAUGUUUCAUUAUUAUAAUUAUUCAAAUAUAUUUAUUUUUAUAAA
Leptinotarsa decemlineata (Colorado potato beetle) is the source of this 4319-nucleotide messenger RNA. RefSeq names its product ATP-binding cassette sub-family C member 4. Gene Ontology annotation, biological process: transmembrane transport. Gene Ontology annotation, cellular component: membrane. Lineage: Eukaryota; Metazoa; Arthropoda; Insecta; Coleoptera; Chrysomelidae. Gene Ontology annotation, molecular function: ABC-type transporter activity; ATP hydrolysis activity; ATP binding. The record is from RefSeq and is a predicted model, not a curated record.